Messenger RNA from Ogataea angusta, 795 nucleotides. RefSeq lists its product as uncharacterized. Bases 1 to 795 code for a protein of 264 amino acids. Gene Ontology annotation, molecular function: DNA-binding transcription activator activity, RNA polymerase II-specific; transcription cis-regulatory region binding. The record is from RefSeq and is a predicted model, not a curated record. The transcript is spliced from 2 exons. Gene Ontology annotation, cellular component: RNA polymerase II transcription regulator complex. Lineage: Eukaryota; Fungi; Ascomycota; Pichiomycetes; Pichiales; Pichiaceae.
AUGACCGACAACGCCAACAACCUGGGCAGUAUCGACCCUUCGUUCCAGAAGAUCAUCAAGACGCAGUCGUCCGACGGGCAAUUCGAGGACGAGGUGGCGGCUGCGGCCGCCGCAAUUGCGGUCAACAAUAGAGGUCCAGCGCCCGACGCCGGCCAGAAACAGGCCCAGGCCCAGUACCAUGCGCAGUACCAGCCCAGCAGCGGCAAGUCUGGCGCCAACAGCGGGCUGCCACCUCCUCCGACGUCUGCGUCGCCGCCUGUGCACAGCGGGUCUCCCGAGUCGGGCUCGCCGGGCCAGGACGAAAACGGCCGGCCUUCGUACCACGGCAAGCCGCUGAACCAGUCUAAGCGGGCUGCGCAGAACAGGGCCGCGCAAAAGGCGUUCAGACAGCGCAGAAAAGACCACAUCGAGGAGCUCGAGAAGAAGCUUGAGCAGCACAGAGACUGCCAGCAGGAGCUGGAGAGUCUGCGCCAGGAAAACAUCCGGCUCAAGGAGUACAUUCUGUCGCUGCAGAGCAAGAUCAUCAGCACGGGCGACGCGACAAUUGCCAACCCGCCUCUGGGGCUGUUUGGCAACAGCACGUCAACGGCCGAGGUGAGAAUCACCCCGGGAAACCCUACAAACAGUGUACUUGCGCUAGCGUGCUGUCUGCUGGAUUUCGCUUCAUUCUGGUUGAUCUUUGCACAGAGACACAUUCCCUCGGCACGUGGAGCUCCAAGGAAACUCAAGUUUGUGCGGAUUUCCAACAAAUACCCACCGUCUACUGACGCUAGGCAUGUGAUGGAAAUAAUUUGA